GAGGGUGUGUGUUUUAUCAGCAAAAGAAAAACCCUGAUUCUUCUUCUUCACAUUGUCGCGACUUCUGGUGUUCUCUUCUCAUCUUCCUCGCGAAUCCGAUUUGCAGUUAGUCGUUACAGUUCUCAUCUCCUAGACUUUGUUAAUUUCAGAUGGUUAUAUGCCUGUUGCCGCUGAGCAUCAUAUAUUAGUAGAUAGGCCAUCUUAGACAUCAUGGGAAUCCAAAAUCUUUUAUGGCAAGUGACGAAGAAAGCAUUCACUGGAGGUAUCAUAGGGGUUACUAUUUCAGAUAGAUGUUGUAGCGUUGUUCCGGUGAGAGGAGAUUCCAUGUCCCCGACAUUCAAUCCCCAGCGAAAUUCUUAUUUAGAUGAUUAUGUUUUGGUAGAGAAAUUUUGCCUUCAGGAUUACAAGUUUGCGCGUGGUGAUGUUGUAGUGUUCAGCUCUCCAACUCAUUUCAGGGAUAGAUACAUAAAGAGGAUAGUGGGGCUGCCUGGGGAAUGGAUAAGUAGUUCACGGGAUGUGAUCAGAGUCCCAGAAGGACACUGUUGGGUAGAAGGAGAUAACAAAGCUUCCAGCUUGGACUCCAGAACCUUUGGUCCUAUUCCUUUGGGUUUAAUUAGAGGACGGGUGACUGGUGUGGUGUGGCCUCCUCAAAGGGUAAGCAAGAUUAGUUGAUAAAGAGAAGGAGAAGAAAGGAAGAGAAGGUAAAGUUUCUUCCUCCUCCAUACGAAUAUUCCCUUCCUCAAAGAUUCUUUAUCGUGGAAUCUGCUUUACACCAAAAGAAUGAUGAUUUUAUCAGAAAGAUUGAAAGUUCGAUUUUUUUUUGUUUCCCAUUUUUUCACAAUUUGUAGAACUGCAUGCUCGCGCUUUUUAUGGUGUGUGCAUUUUAUAUAAUCAAAUGGGUCUCUAUUCAUCUC
This is a messenger RNA of Brassica napus (rape), 914 nucleotides long. Its product is annotated as mitochondrial inner membrane protease subunit 2. The transcript has 5 exons. Gene Ontology annotation, biological process: mitochondrial respiratory chain complex assembly. NCBI's taxonomy places the organism in Eukaryota, Viridiplantae, Streptophyta, Magnoliopsida, Brassicales, Brassicaceae. Gene Ontology annotation, cellular component: membrane; mitochondrial inner membrane peptidase complex. The record is from RefSeq and is a predicted model, not a curated record. Gene Ontology annotation, molecular function: serine-type endopeptidase activity. The coding region runs from base 211 to 672 and encodes 153 amino acids.